AAUUUUGUCUGUGAAGAAGGAGGCAGAUUCAUUGCAGGCCCUGGUGGAUAGAAGUUCAGAGGCUACAGACACAGGAGGGUUGGUUAGUCUGUCAACAGUAGCAAACAGGGCACGUGCAUUAUUAGUGCUGAGGGUUGUAGGAAAACAUGGCUCAAUAGAGCUGUGACUCAGUCUGGCUACAGUGCUGCAAAGUUGUUGUUUUCCUCUAUUAAUCAUGAGGCUACUCAGGCAUUACGGUGAGCCUAAAUAUAUGUUCUGCUCCGUUGAUGCUUUUAUGUUCCUCAAAUGUAAGUCACUUUGGAUAAAAGCGUCUGCCAAAUGAGUAAAUGUAAUGUAAAUGUUUUAAGAAUGUCUUGCCAUAUUAAGCACCAACCAGCAUCAUUUUAUUUAUCAAAAAGUUUGCUUUAAUUUGCCAGUUUGGGAGCUAAACCAUACUAACACUUGUUGUUGUUUUUUUAUCUGUCUACAUCUGAGAAAGCUGAAUGUUGACUUGUGUCUUAAUGCAUUUUGAACUGCCUGGUGUUCAGUCUGUUGAAAAUGUCAAUCUCUUUCUUGCUUUCUUUCAACCUCAGAUUCAGUAUAACAGCAAUACAUAAUGUAAUAAUAUUUUUAGUGCAUAAUGGUCAAGUCAAAGUUUUCAAUUUCUCAGAAACAACUAUUCACCACAUCCUGUAUACAUUAUACUGUGUAUGCUGAAGGUGGCAUUCCUGGACCUUGGACAAACUGGGACGUCAGAGAAAAAAAGUCAAAGACGCCUGCCUUUCCAGAGGUCUGGUUGGUUGGAGGUGUAUCAUCCAGAGGAAUAUAUGAGGGAGUUGACUGGACUUAAUAUUCAUGCAUUCUGAAUUGCCUGGGGUUCAGUCUGUUGGUUGUGGUACAUUUACACUUUGAGUGUCACAGAUCCAGUAGAAAACAUGGGCACCGGAUACUCAGAGCCAACUCAAGAGCACUAUGACAUGUUUUAUUCUACAAUGCUGGAACAUAUUUCCGAGCACCCAAACUUCGUCUCCAAAUUUGAUAUAGGCAUAGACGAGUCUCUACUGAAAUAUUCUGGCACAGACUCAAACGCUCAGCUGAUGGCCUACUCUAAUGAGCUGCUCACCAAAGUGCCAGGCUACAUUGCCCGUUUAGGAUCUAGUUUGGGUCCGAUUACUUCAGCGCCAAAUGCUGUUGGAAUUGGAGCAUUGGUGAUUUCCAUGAUCAUGGAGAUCUGCAUUUUGAGCACCACUCAAACUAAUGAUAAUCCAUACAGCAUGCUCCAACGUAUAUUUGGUGAAGAGAAAGCCUCAUCUGUCCGGGACACAAUGUCAGAGUAUCUGAAUCGCCAUCAAACAUUCAUUGACAACGAACAACGAUUAAGGGAGGAAUUACGGAGACUAGAAGCCCAGCUGAGCAACCAUCUCACCAUCCUCAGAAACUCCCUGCUGCAUGACGGACAGAUGGGCACCCGUGGGUUCAAAAUCUGGGUCAAUGGAGCCUCCUUCCACCUCCAGAUGUUGAUCCAUGAAGCUCGACUGAAUCCUCAGACUGGCAAACGUGCAUCAGCCUACCAGACUGCAAUCACAAGAGCUAUCAGUUCAUAUUUGCAGAACCUGGAUGAUUUGCUUAAGAAAUUCAAGACUUUCAUAAGGACUGGUGAGCCACAAGGGGAAAAAGGAGAUUUUCUGGAUUAUCUUUUCUUAAACUAUGAACCAAUCUCAGGCUUGAAGAGUCAUUUUUUAAAUGUCAAUAACAACCUCUUAACUCUCAUCAAACAACACGAUACAUUCACUCUGCCGUCAAGAAACUGAGCUCUCUUUCACAGGUUAGUUUAGUUUAGAUCUCUCUGAUCACUUUCCGUAAAUAUCACUAAUCGUAUAUACUUAACACAGUUAUGAGAAAAACUAUAAUGUUAAUAAAUAAAUUCUGUUAGUUAUUGUGCCCUGACUGAGUGAGAGGAUUUCUCUUGAAUUCAUUGUGUCAGUAAGGAUUCACUCAAAGUGUCAUUUAAAGAAUUGCGUGGAAGCUUUGUCAACAACUGAACUUUCUGUGAGAACGUGAGCAGUGUGAUACAGGCAGCCUGUUUGUGAACAGAUUCACCCUCAGUGAGCUACAUCAGAGUGCUGCCAUCUUGUGGUGUAAAUAUUCACUUACAUGACAGCAGAGAGUCUUUAGCAGAACUGUUCUACUGUUACAAAGCCUCAACCACACUGACUCACAUACACAAUUGUCUUUAAAAUAACUGAAACAUAUGGUGUGGCUAUUAAUCACUAGCGUAUGCUUGAUUUGCUAUUUAAACACAAUUUCUUUUUUCCGUCUGUACUAAAUUUUCUAUGUAUCGUGUAUUUCACAAAUUUGUGUGAUUUCUUUGGAUUCAUGUUCUUGUAUAAUUUGUUUCUUGUAGUAGUAGAUUAACUCAUGUAGAUCACAAACACCUGAGUGAAGAAUGUGUAUCAAUAUAGAAUAUAUUGCUUAAAAUGCCUGAUGAAAAUCCAAAAGUUGAUUUGUUACAUUAAAUUUAACAGCAAGUACUGUG
Micropterus salmoides (largemouth bass) is the source of this 2515-nucleotide messenger RNA. RefSeq lists its product as uncharacterized. Lineage: Eukaryota; Metazoa; Chordata; Actinopteri; Centrarchiformes; Centrarchidae. Bases 915 to 1790 code for a protein of 291 amino acids. The transcript is spliced from 3 exons. The record is from RefSeq and is a predicted model, not a curated record.